AUGCCCUCGAAUGCCCGGGCCGGGAGCCUGAAGGACCCAGAUGUGGCUGACCUGUUCUGUAAGGAUGACCCGGAGAAGCUGUUCGCCGACCUGCGGGAGAUCGGCCACGGCAGCUUCGGAGCCGUCUACUUCGCCCGGGACGUGCACAGUAAUGAGGUGGUGGCCAUCAAGAAGAUGUCGUUCAGCGGCAAACAGACCAACGAGAAAUGGCAGGACAUCAUCAAAGAGGUGAAGUUUCUACAGAAGCUCCGUCACCCCAACACCAUCGAGUACCGUGGCUGCUACCUCCGAGAGCACACGGCCUGGCUGGUGAUGGAGUACUGCCUGGGCUCUGCCUCUGAUCUGCUGGAAGUGCAUAAGAAGCCGCUCCAGGAAGUGGAGAUCGCUGCCAUUACCCAUGGUGCACUGCUGGGCCUGGCCUACCUACACUCCCACAACAUGAUCCACAGGGACGUGAAGGCAGGGAACAUCCUCCUGACUGAGCCAGGACAGGUCAAACUGGGAGACUUCGGAUCGGCCUCCAUCGUGGCUCCAGCCAACUCCUUUGUGGGCACCCCCUACUGGAUGGCUCCGGAGGUGAUCCUGGCCAUGGACGAGGGUCAGUACGAUGGGAAAGUGGACGUGUGGUCUCUGGGCAUCACCUCCAUCGAACUCGCCGAGAGGAAGCCCCCCCUCUUCAACAUGAACGCAAUGAGUGCCUUAUAUCACAUCGCCCAGAACGAGAGCCCAGUGCUGCAGUCCAACCACUGGUCGGACUCGUUCCGUAACUUCGUGGACUCAUGUCUUCAGAAGAUUCCACAGGACCGUCCUACCUCUGACGUGCUGCUGAAUCACCGCUUCCUGUCCCGUGAGCGCCCGAUCACUGUGGUCAUGGACCUCAUCGCUCGCACCAAAGACGCUGUGCGAGAACUCGACAACCUGCAGUACCGAAAGAUGAAGAAGAUUCUCUUUCAGGAGACGCAGGCCAACGGACCAGGCCCAGAGGGAGGAGACGAGGAGGAGGAGGAGGCGCAGUACCUCAUGCGUUCUGGGACCGUGAACUCCAUGGAGAGCUCCCAGUCUGUUCCCAGUAUGUCGAUCUCGGCCAGUUCACAAAGCAGCUCCGUAAACUCCCUCGCCGACGCUUCGGACGACAGCGAGGGAGAGAUGGCCAUGAUGCAGGAGGGCGAGCACACGGUGGCCUCCAACAGCUCCAUUAUCCACCGGCCCACGAACCAGGACAACAUCUAUGACGACCCAUACCAGCCGGAGAUGGAGCAGGUGCAGGCGCCCUCUGCUGGCCGCCGCAGGGCCUACUACAGGAACAGAGACCACUUUGCCACAAUCCGCACGGCAUCUCUGGUCACGCGUCAGAUCCAGGAGCACGAGCAGGGCUCCGCUCUCCGGGAGCAGAUGUCUGGGUACAAGCGCAUGAGGAGGCAGCACCAGAAGCAGCUCAUGGGUCUGGAGAACAAGCUGAAGGCCGAGAUGGACGAGCACCAACUCAAACUGGACAAAGAACUGGAGGCUCAAAGGAACGGCUUCACCUCUGAGGCCGACAAGAUCCUGAAGAAACACCAGGCCAUUGUGGAGAAGGAGACCAAAGCUGCUCUGACUGAAGAGAAGAAGUUCCAGCAGCACAUUCUGGGCCAACAGAAGAAAGAGCUGACGAGUCUGUUGGAGAACCAGAAACGGCAAUACAGGGCAAGGAAGGACCAGCUGAAAGAGCACCUGCUUUAG
This is a messenger RNA of Knipowitschia caucasica, 1719 nucleotides long. The record is from the annotation of a GenBank genome assembly. Lineage: Eukaryota; Metazoa; Chordata; Actinopteri; Gobiiformes; Gobiidae.